Orycteropus afer afer is the source of this 3654-nucleotide messenger RNA. RefSeq names its product CST telomere replication complex component 1 (gene CTC1). Gene Ontology annotation, cellular component: CST complex. The transcript is spliced from 23 exons. Gene Ontology annotation, molecular function: telomeric repeat DNA binding; single-stranded DNA binding. NCBI's taxonomy places the organism in Eukaryota, Metazoa, Chordata, Mammalia, Tubulidentata, Orycteropodidae. The coding region runs from base 1 to 3654 and encodes 1217 amino acids. The record is from RefSeq and is a predicted model, not a curated record. Gene Ontology annotation, biological process: positive regulation of DNA replication; telomere maintenance via telomere lengthening.
AUGGCGGAUGGUGGCGGGGCUCCAGCUUCUACCUCUGAGAAAGCCUGGCUUGAGGCUGCCCAGGCCUUCAUACAAGAGACUCUGUGUCCGCCUGGCAAGGAGCCUGAUGUCCAGUUGACUCAGUUGGUGAUUGAUUGUGUGAAGACAGUUUGGUUGUCCGAGGGAAGGAACCAGGGUCUUCCUUUGCCCCUCAGCUAUAGCUUUGUCUCAGUGCAGGACCUCAGGGCCCACCAGUGCCUCCCGUGCUGCAGCCAUCUGUCCUGGAGCAGUAGUGCAUACCAAGCUUGGGCACAAAAGGCCGGACCAGAUGGGGUCGCUCUACCCCGGGAGCGACUAUUACUUUUAGGGACACUAACAGAUCUAUCGGGGGACUUGGAACAAGAGCACAAGGAUGGAAGCCUGUAUGUGAGAGAUAACACCGGUAUUCUGGGCUGUGAGCUCAUAGAUCUGGACCUUUCUUGGUUGGGCCACCUAUUCCUUUUCCGCAGUUGGAGUUACCUCCCUCCUGCUAGGUGGGAUUCCUCGGGGGAAGGGCAUUUGGAACUCUGGGGUGCCCCCGUGCCAGUGUUCCCCUUGACCAUCAGUCCUGGCCCUGCUUCACCUACUCCUGUCCUCUACCCAGAGACUGCUUCCCGCCUGCUCAGGCACAGAAGCAGGCUCAGAGACGUGCAGCCAAACCUGGCUGGGGAGCUGGUUCGAUUGAGUGCUCUGGUGAGCAGCCACAGGAAGACGUAUUUUGUGUUGUGUCUUGGCGAUUCAUCCCCAGCUGUCAGCCAUGUGUCCAUUGUUGUACAGGUCCCGGCCCAGCUGGUGUGGCACCGUGUUCUUCAGCCAGGUAGGGCCUAUGUGCUGACAGAGCUGCGAAUAUCCAAGAUCCGUGAUCAUCGUUACCGUGUUUGGACGACCAGUCCCUCCUCCCGUCUGUUGCCACUGAAACCAGAAUGUGUGCAGGAGCUGAAACUGGAGAUGGAAGGACUAGUUUUGGAGACUGACCUCAAGCCACUCCCUAUGCCCAGCAACUCUCAAGACAGGAUGGGGGAGAAAAGUGUUGUCCAGAACUCCAAACUUCUCACAUAUACAGGAGUGGUCACUAGCGUACUGAAUGAGCCUGCUGGCCUCUUUGAGCUGGAUGGGCAGCUAGGGCUCUGUCUUGCCUACCAGCAGUUCCAAGGCUUCCGGCGGGUGGUGCGGCCAGGAGUCAGUCUGGAGCUCCAGGAUGUUCACCUUCUCCAGUCAGUGGGUGGAGGAACAACAAGGCCAGUGCUAGCCUCCUGUCUUGGUGGUGCCGUCCUAGUUCGGGGCUUCUCACCUCGGAAGACUGAGAGUCAGUCAUCCCACCAAGUCCAUGGGGCCUCUCUGUAUGAACAGCUGGUAUGGGAAUAUCAGUUAAGACUUCCUGUCUACCUGUGGGCUACCAAGGCCCUGGAAGAGCUGGCCUGCAAGCUGUGUCCCCAUGUGCUAAGGCAUCACCAGUUCCUGCAGCGCUCCUCUCCUGGAAACCCCAGCCUAGGGAUGCAACUUCUGGCUCCUACCCUGGAUACUCUAGCUCCGCCAGGUGGCCCCAUUCGGAAUGCAAACAAGGAGAUCCUGGAAGAGCCUCAUCGCUGUCCCCUCCAGAAAUAUAUUCGACUGCAGACUCCCUGCUCUUUCCCUGCUCUGGCCAUCCUGAAAAAGGAAGGGAAGUCCAGGGCCUGGGCCUCCUUUGACCCUAAGGCCCUUCUCCCCCUCCCAGAGGUUUCUCACCUACCCAGUUGCCGGCUCAAUCAGCAUCUGGCCUGGUCCUGGCUCAGCCUGCUGCCCUCUGCCUUCCACCCAACCCAGGUUGUAGUCGGGGUUCUAGUACCGUCAUCUCAUAAAGGUUGUCUGCAGCUUCGGGACCAAAGUGGUUGCCUGCCCUGCCUUCUCCUGGCCAGGCACUCUCAACCCAUCACUGACCCUCGGCUCAUAGGCUGCCUAGUGAGGGUAGAGAAGUUCCAAUUGAUAGUAGAGAGGGAUGUCAGAAGCAACUUCCCAUCCUGGAGGGAGCUGAGCAUGGCAGGCUUCAUCCAGAAGCAGCAAGCCAGAGUCUAUGUCCAGUUUUUUCUGGCUGAUGCCCUGAUCCUGCCUAUGCCUAGACCCUUCCCUUGCUCAGCCGCUUCCUCAAGACUUCCUCAGACAGAACCCACCCACCCAGAUGGACCCCACCUAGGACAGAGCCGGCUGUUCUUGCUAUGCCACAAGGAGGCCCUGAUGUAUCGGAACUUUUGUGCCACCCCAGGAGCCAGUCUAGAGGUGCCCAAGCCCACCCUUAGUUUCCACGUGUCAGGGAGCUGGCUUGGGAGCACCCAGAGGAAGGAGGGGACUGGAUGGGGCCCACCUGAGCUCCAGGGAGAUGAGAACAGGAAUCAGAAGGUUCUCCUCAUCUUCUUUGGCCCAUCAGUCCGCUGGUUUGAGUUCUUACACCCAGGGCAAGUGUACCGACUUGUGGCUCCAGGCCCCCCUACACCAACGUUGUUCAAGGAGGAUGGUUCAUCCUGCAUAUCUCAGCGGCCUUUGGAGUUGGCUGGCUGUGCAUCCUGCCUCACUGUCCAGGAUGAGUGGACGCUGGAGCUUGAGCACCCCCAGGACGUUCCAGAUGCACUGGAUAUAAACAAGAUACUUCCUGAACCCUCACUGAGUGACCUCCUCAAUGACAACUUAACAGGUUUGGUGUCUUUCUCAGCUGAGAUUUUGUCACGGACUCUGUGUAAGCCAUUUCCAGCCCCUCACUGGACAAAGCAUGGGAGCACAGGAGCUGUGAGAGGGUGUGUGAAGCUAACCGUAGCUGUAGACACUGCUGGCUGUGAAUUUCCCCCUCACCUGUGCAUAUAUAUUGACCGACACCUGCCUAUUCCACUAGGACUCCUUCCAGGAGCUCGAGUCUACUUUAAACAGCUGGAAAAAAGAGUUUCCAGAUCCCACAAUGUUUACUGCUGUUUCCAGUCGUCCACUUACAUGCGGGUCCUGAGCUUUCCCCCAGAGACCACCAUCAGCACUCCCUUGCCCCACAUCUACCUGGCUCAACUUCUGCAGGGUCACCAGGCCCCAUUCCAGGCCACUGCCUCUUGUCAUAUUGUUUCAGUCUUGAGCCUUCAGCUUCUCUGGGUGUGUACUCAUUGUACCAGCCUCUGCCGCCAGGAAAGGUGUACUCAUCGAGGCCCAGCUUGCCCUACUCAGACAUCCAUCAGCCAGGCCCGAAUCAGGCUCCUGGUGGAAGAUGGGACUGCUGAGGCUGUGGUGACCUGUAGGGACCAUCAUGUGGCGGCAGCACUAGGGCUGUGUCCCAGUGAGUGGACCUCCCUCCUGGAGUGUGUUCGAGUGCCGGGGAGAGUGGUCUUGUACUUUACAGGGCCCGGCGCCCAACUUGAGUCCUCAGCCAAGACUGAUGAGCCCGUGACCCUCUUUCUGUGGACACUCUGUACCAGCCUCUCUGUCCUCCGCCCUAUCGUACUUUCUUUUGAGCUUGAGAGGAAGCCCUCCAAGAUCCUCCCAUCUGAACCUCCCCGACUACAGCGUUUCCAAUGUGGAGAUCUCCCUCUCCUGACCCGUGUGAAUCCCAGACUUCAGCUGUCAUGCAUCUCUGUUCGGGAGCCAGAGUACCCCUGCUCUCUGGGGGCCUUUGCUUCCUCCUGUUAG